AUGGAGCCCAAUCCAAAGAUCACCGCGGCCAUCGCCAACGCGGAAUCCGCCUCUGGCGACGACAAGGCCGCCGCCGCCGCCCGCUACGAGUCCAUCCUCGCCGACAUCCACUCGCUCGCCGCGCCCAACGCCCCGACCGCCGCCGACCUCAACGCCGUCUUCGACUCCUUCUUCCGGCAGAGCCCAGGCCUCGUCGCCUCACGCUCGUUCCUGACCACCUUCGUCAACACCCUCAAGGGCGUCGAGAGCGAGCAGCUGUGGAUCGACGUCGGCACCCGCACGCUGGGCAAGCUCGCGGCGCAGCCGUCGUCGUACUUUGACGCGGCGGCGACCAUCUACGAGCUGCUGGCCACGGCGCACGAGAACCGCGACGACUUCCUCGAGGCGGCCAAGGCGCUGGCCGAGAUGCCGCUCGACAGCUCGCAGCGCAAGGUCUCGGACGAGGACAAGGCGCGCGUGUGGGUGCGCAUCGUGCGCAACUACCUCGAGGUGGGCGACGACACCGCCGCCGACGUCUACGUCAACAAGCUCAAGAACAUCAUGCACACCGUCUCCGACCCGGACCUCAACCUGCACUUCCGCCUGUCGCAGGCCCGCAUCCAGGACGCCAAGCGCGACUUCCUCUUCGCCGCCCAGCGCUACCACGAAAUCAGCUUCUUCCCGGCCGUCGCCGAGGACGAGCGCCUGCACACGCUGAGCAUGGCCGUCAAGUGCGCCAUCCUCGCCCCCGCGGGGCCCAUGCGCAGCCGCAUCCUCGGCCGCCUCUACAAGGACGAGCGCUCCGCCCAGCUCGCCGAGUUCGGCAUCCUCGAGAAGAUGUUCCUCGACCGCCUGCUGUCGCCCGCCGAGGUCGACAAGUUCGCCGAGGGCCUGCAGCCGCACCAGCUCGCCACCACCGCCGACGGCUCCACCGUCCUGGCCAAGGCCGUCGUCGAGCACAACCUGCUCGGCGUCUCGCGCCUCUACAACAACAUCCGCUUCGACGCCCUCGGCGAGCUGCUCGGCCUCGACGCCGCCAACGCCGAGGAGACGACGGCCCGCAUGAUUGAGCAGGGCCGCCUCGUCGGCCGCAUGGACCAGCUCGACGGCACCGUCUGGUUCCAGCAGGGCGGCGAGGCCUCGGGCGAAAAGGGCAGCCGCCGCGCCGACCUCGUGGCCAACAAGGAGCUGCGGCGGUGGGACGCCAACGUCGAGGGCUUGGCCGAGGAUGUCGAGAGUGUGAUUAAUUCGCUGCAAAAGGAGUUUCCCGCUUUUGUCGCGGCAAAUCUAGUCUCGUGA
Molecule: messenger RNA, 1278 nt
Organism: Trichoderma citrinoviride
Lineage: Eukaryota; Fungi; Ascomycota; Sordariomycetes; Hypocreales; Hypocreaceae
Exons: 2
Coding region: 1-1278 (425 amino acids)
Cellular component (GO): cytosol; COP9 signalosome
Source: RefSeq, a predicted model, not a curated record